Myripristis murdjan (pinecone soldierfish) is the source of this 2906-nucleotide messenger RNA. RefSeq names its product actin-related protein 2-B. The coding region runs from base 111 to 1295 and encodes 394 amino acids. Lineage: Eukaryota; Metazoa; Chordata; Actinopteri; Holocentriformes; Holocentridae. The record is from RefSeq and is a predicted model, not a curated record. The transcript is spliced from 9 exons.
UCUGCCACACACCGGAUGAGGACCCUUCCCUUCCUCUCGGCCGGGCUGGUGUGUCUUCCGGCUUGCUGAGGAAAGUUGAGGGAGGUGCAGCGGUACCAAGGUUUUACAAAAUGGACAGCCAGGGAAGGAAAGUAGUGGUCUGUGACAAUGGAACCGGGUUUGUCAAGUGUGGCUAUGCAGGCUCUAACUUUCCCGAGCACAUCUUCCCUGCACUUGUUGGAAGGCCCAUCAUUCGCUCAACAGCCAAAGUGGGAAAUAUUGAGAUCAAGGACCUGAUGGUGGGGGACGAGGCCAGCGAGCUGCGCUCCAUGCUGGAGGUCAACUACCCCAUGGAGAACGGCAUUGUCAGGAAUUGGGACGACAUGAAGCACUUGUGGGACUACACCUUUGGCCCCGAGAAGCUCAACAUCGACUCCCGCAACUGCAAGAUUCUGCUGACCGAGCCGCCCAUGAACCCCACCAAGAACCGCGAGAAAAUCAUUGAGGUGAUGUUUGAGACCUACCAGUUUGCAGGAGUCUACAUUGCUAUUCAAGCCGUGCUGACUUUGUAUGCUCAAGGCCUUCUCACCGGUGUGGUGGUGGACUCGGGUGACGGUGUAACACACAUCUGUCCGGUGUACGAGGGCUUCAGUCUGCCCCACCUGACACGGCGCCUGGACAUCGCAGGCAGGGACAUCACCCGCUACCUCAUCAAGUUGUUGUUGUUGAGGGGCUACGCCUUCAACCACUCCGCAGACUUUGAGACUGUUCGCAUGAUGAAGGAGAAGUUGUGCUACGUUGGCUACAACAUUGAGCAGGAGCAGAAGCUGGCACUGGAGACCACUGUGCUGGUGGAGUCAUACACGCUGCCUGAUGGCCGGGUGAUCAAGGUAGGAGGGGAACGGUUCGAGGCCCCUGAAGCUCUGUUCCAGCCCCACCUCAUCAAUGUGGAGGGAGUCGGAGUGGCCGAGCUGCUCUUCAACACCAUCCAGGCAGCCGAUAUAGACACCAGAGCGGAGUUCUACAAACACAUUGUGUUAUCAGGAGGCUCCACCAUGUACCCCGGCCUGCCCUCUCGGCUGGAGAGGGAACUCAAGCAGCUGUACCUGGAGCGUGUGCUUAAGGGGGAUGUGGACAAGCUCUCGAAAUUUAAGAUUCGCAUCGAGGACCCUCCCAGGCGCAAGCACAUGGUGUUCCUUGGUGGAGCCGUGCUUGCUGACAUCAUGAAGGACAAGGACAACUUCUGGCUCACCCGGGAGGAGUACCAGGAGAAGGGAGUCCGCGUGCUGGAGAAACUAGGGGUCACCGUCAGAUAAAGCACUGGACGGACAGACUCCACACACACACACACACAUACACACACACACACACACACACACACACCCACCCACACUCACACAUACACACACUCUACCCCGCCCCCUUCGCAGAGUAUAUAUCUAUUUAUCCAUCUUCCUCUCUUUUUCGGCUCUUGAUACUCCCCAAACAUCAGAGGGAAUCUUGCCGUUGCCUCCCUUCUCUUCUCUCUCUCCACUUUUCCUCUCCUUCUCUGCUCUCUCCUGGUUUGGGAUUGGCUGACACUUUCCAAACAAGCUCCGAGAAGCAAUCCCCUCUGUGCAGAUUAUAUUCCAAGCCCCUACCGUUCUUGUGCUUGGAGUAGAAGGGUGAUGUUGCCCUGCUCACUUAUUGAGGUCUGAUUUUCACUUGUCUGCUAAUGGUUAAGGAUUAAAACCAGGGUGGGAAAUUGACAUAGCUGGAAAUUGGUUCUAGGUGCCACUUAGACAAGCAACUAACACGUGUUUGGAGGUUUGUGUUUGUGAUAAAUUAAAUGUGUCAGGUAAACGGUGACAGUGGCUAGUAAACUUUGGAAUCCACCAGACUUUGUGGCUGACUUUACAGAAAGUUAGUUUCCUCCCCUGGUUAACCUGUGGAGGGAAAGUUAGGUAAUGAGUUGAUGCAAAGUUUCUAAGCAACUUCUUAACCCUCUAUAAUAUCACAAUCAGGGUCCACCACAAACAGCCACGGGCCGCUUUCAUAAAACGUUUCAAUUCAGUCAGGACUGAUCACCUUUUUAUGUCGGUUUUUAUAAAUGAUAUCAUGAUUCUUCUUUUCCGGGAGAGGGAUUUCUUUUGCUUUUCCUUUUGUUGGAUGUAUGAGUUCAAUUUAUAUCUUUGAGUUUAAUUUUUUUAACUGUCUUUUUUUUUCUUUUACUUUUUUUGCUGUGCACUACUACCAUUGUAAAUGGAGUAUAAUGUGAUAACAGAAGAAGAGAAGUUCCUCCAUGUUUUUUAUGAAGAAUUGAUGGUGAUUUACAAGGGACGAACACACAAGCAAAGCCCCUGAACUUGACAUCUGUUGUGUGACGGUACAUUGGGGUUCAAGGGUGGUGGCGGGGUCAUUUACAAUUUGUUCCUCAUCAAACAACUUGGCCUCUACCUCCUCUGUGGUCAUAGAUCUUUAGCCGAAUGAAUGGGUGCAAGCAGUUGUAGCAAUAUUAUGGCAAGUUGGGCGAUGCUAUAAUGCCUCACCUAUCAGAUUCCUUCAGAUCUACCAAAGUGCUGAGGGAGUUGGAGCUUUGGGUGAGACUGAUUUGGAACUGGGCGUAGAGUAACACAACAUGGGGAAAUGACGGUAUUUUAUUGAUGUUGAAAUGCUGUGGAGACUAGUAUUUAAGUUCUCUAGUCUUUCACUCCCAACGGUCCACAUAAUGUAUAUUGGAGGCACUUCUAUUUUGAGUAUGACAAAUGUGUAUAUUUUUUUUCUUUUCCAUGAACGUCUAUCCAGUGCCAAGUGCAGUUAAUGUUAACUGGAUCUCUCAUGUUUUUUGUUUUGUUUUGUUUUCACUGUCUUUUUGUUUUUAUUUCCUGUAUUGUUCAUAGCAUAACUGCCUAAUGCUGAUUUAAAUAAAGAAAAGUGAUUUAUAAGGA